CUUGAUAGUCAAGCGGUGCCCCGCCUCCAUGUUUUUUUCAUAUGUAGAGAAGGAAUUCUGCCCCAGCUUUUGUCUCGAGCUGCAGUAACACACGCAAUGGUCAGCAUGUCAAGCUCACACACCAUGCAGUAUAUCGGACUUCUGCUGCUGGCUGCAAUUCUCCUGCAAACAAUAGCCGUGGCUGUGACUUUCAUAUACUUCAGCAACGUCUUAUCGACGAUGAAAGAAACCUUCUCCAAGAGCAGCGUGUCGUGUCUGAUGCGCGCCAACCUCAGAACGAUAAAGGGGCAGGAACUGAACGCGGAUGAGGGGAAAGACGACCCCUGCUGGCAGGUCACGCAACAGCUCCACUUUCUGAUUGAAAAGUCAAUGUCCAGUCGUUACCAGAAGGAAAUUUCGUCUGCCGUCAAAGAUGAAGUCUCGCGUGUGCUUCCCUCAUUGGUGAUCCAAGAUCAAGAUGAUUCCCCUCGGCCUAAAAUCGCAGCACAUGUGACCGGGAGCUAUUUACCAGAAAAAGAUGGAGGAGGUCACCCGAACAGGAAGGUGUACGGCCAGAAGAUUCAGUCGUGGGAGUCCGAAAAGGGUCUGGCUUUCCUACAGAACGUGGAGUUAAGCGAUGGAGAAUUGGUGGUGCCACAGGCCGGGCUUUAUUACAUCUACUCCCAAACUUACUUCCGACACACGCUCAUCGAGGAGGAUGAAAGUGCCCGCGGGGAAGUGGACGGGACGUCAGGCGAUUCGGUUCGGGGGAAACCGAUGUUGCAGUAUGUUUAUAAAAAAGUAAGCUCGUAUCCGGUGCCAAUUUUGCUAAUGAAAAACGCUCGGACGACCUGCUGGUCACGUGACGCAGAAUACGGACUGUAUUCCAUCUACCAAGCGGGGCUUUUUCAGCUUGGAGGAGGCGACAGAGUGUUUGUGACGGUCAGCAAUGUAAGCACCAUCGACAUGGAUGAGAAGUCAAGCUUCUUCGGAGCGUUUUUGGUCAGCUAGUGAUGCACAGCCAGGAAAUACCACAUCUGGUGGUUUGUUGUGAGCUCUAAGAAGAGCGACAAGACUCUGCUUGCUCCGUAUUUCUACCUGAGCUUUCUUUGAACAGCUGCCAAGCGCCUUAAAACAUUUGGAUGCGCUUGCCGAGAUGCUCCUUCUCUUGCCAAAACAGUUAACCUUGAUUGACAAGAGCUCGGAAAGGUGCAAAUAUUUGGCACUUUUUUACAAACGGCCAGCGGAUCCGAUCUUAAAUCAGCUCCUUGGUGAAAUGUGUCGGAGCUCAAAUCCAGCACGUCUGCCUGGAGGGGCGACGGAAAACGAGGGGCUUGCCAGUACAUUUAGGAGUUGUUUGGACAUGAUGCCUCUGUCUGGGCAGGAAAAAGGAAGGUGUGAGUUUAAGCAAGACUUUUAACAACUGUGGAAGAGCUGCAGGCUUUUCUUGUCCUCUUUGGACCUGUGAUUGUAUUAUACAUCUUUUAAAGACAAACUGCAUAUUGGGAUGUUCUAAAGACUUCUUAAUCAUGCCUUGAUUGUAUUAUUGACAUGAUUGUCAGUUUUAGCACUAUUAAUGUCUGUAUUGUGAGUGAUUUUUAUAUCAUAAUUCAUUCCUUAAGCAUGAAUCUUGUACAUUAGCUAAAUGUGAAAAAAUCACUGUGACAUUGUAAAAUGGUAAAUCGUCUUAAAAUUGACUUUUGUAUAUACCUUUACUUUUACCAGCGCUGAACAUAAAACUAAAGAUUUCUGCAUUUUGGUUUGUUCUUCGUAGUGUUUCAGUUUUAUUGUAACAUUUUAUCUGAAACUGACUUUCAGUUAAAAGUAACUAUGUACGUUACAGUACACUGUGUUCUUCACUUCUGGAUAUUUUUCAUACCCAGACCAUAAUUCUUUGUAUUAAAUAUGUACAUUUUACAUAAUGUUGGAAAAACAAUAAUUGGGUUGUUUGAUUCAUUAUACCUUUUAAGACCAUGUAACUA
Messenger RNA from Carassius carassius (crucian carp), 1961 nucleotides. Its product is annotated as tumor necrosis factor ligand superfamily member 10-like. Gene Ontology annotation, molecular function: tumor necrosis factor receptor binding. Gene Ontology annotation, biological process: immune response. The record is from RefSeq and is a predicted model, not a curated record. Gene Ontology annotation, cellular component: membrane. Bases 97 to 990 code for a protein of 297 amino acids. The transcript has 5 exons. Lineage: Eukaryota; Metazoa; Chordata; Actinopteri; Cypriniformes; Cyprinidae.